This is a messenger RNA of Carassius auratus (goldfish), 1489 nucleotides long. RefSeq names its product sterile alpha motif domain-containing protein 13. The transcript has 5 exons. NCBI's taxonomy places the organism in Eukaryota, Metazoa, Chordata, Actinopteri, Cypriniformes, Cyprinidae. Gene Ontology annotation, biological process: negative regulation of DNA-templated transcription. Gene Ontology annotation, cellular component: nucleus. Bases 299 to 592 code for a protein of 97 amino acids. The record is from RefSeq and is a predicted model, not a curated record. Gene Ontology annotation, molecular function: chromatin binding; histone binding.
UUGAGACUACAUUACCCAUGAAGCCCCGCGCCUGCAUUUGUCGGAUUGUGCUUGGGGAAAAAAAGCGUAAUAUUGCUCCAAUGAUCGAGAGUCAAUAACAUUCGAACCAUCUACAUAAAACAUCUGUUAAAUUGAACCAAUUCUCUAAGUACACUGAGAUUUAUUCAGAAACUUGUGUACAUUUAUGGAAGAUGGGGCAGCUUUGCACAGCAGGAGACUGAUGAGAGGGAAUGAGCAGGACACAACUCAACGCAUCUGAUGGAAUAGAGCAGUCUCACCUCUCUCACAAACAGUAGUCAUGGAAACCAAGGAAAAUGGUUCAGUGGACACCAAAAGUUCUGUGGAGAAUGGGCAGCUUUCUGAUCCAGCCCACUGGGCCGUAGCGGAUGUGGUCAAUUAUUUUAAAGCUACAGGAUUUGAAGAGCAAGCUAACGCUUUCCAGGAUCAGGAAAUCGAUGGCAAAUCCCUUUUAUUAAUGACUCGAAAUGACGUUCUGACCGGACUGUCAAUAAAACUGGGUCCUGCACUGAAGAUCUAUGAGUAUCACGUCAAGCCUCUCCAAACCCAGCACUUAAAAAGUAACGUCUCAUAGCUGCUGCAGUCACAUGGAUGCAUGGAAGACAAUCACAGCAAGGGGUGCAGGGUAACUGCAGGCAGAGCUAAUGCAUUUUAUCCAUCUUAAUGAAUAAACUUGGUGAAUUUAUUGCUUUUAAGGUCUCAUUCUGCUGUACAGGCAUAUUUACUGUUUUUAGUUUACCUACGUUUAACAUGUUCAUUCAGAUUUUAUCUUCACUUUGUGUACUUGUACGUAAGUCAUUAUUGCUUUUAUGAUUAAAUGCUUGGUUUAAUAAUGUGAUUGUGACAUAAAAUGAAAAGUGGCUUGAACUAAAACUGAAACACUAUUCUUGAAGAUGUUUCUGAGUAACGCAUGAAGUACGUUUGAACAGAAGAGAGAGGGAGGUUACAGCCAGUUUCGAUUUUUAUUGGUUUGUUGGUGUGUGUUUUUUUUUUUUUUCUCUUUUGGUUUUUAAAAGAUAAAAAGUUAGCUGAGAUAAAGUAACAGCACAAAUGAUUAAAUGUCUGAAAAUGAUUAAAUUUAAUACUGUGCUGUGGUUUACAGCGAUUAAAGGCUCAACAUAUUAAGGGUUUGUUUGCAGGAAUCCUGUCAGAAUGACAAUGAUUUGUGCUGCUAUGAAUUCAGUUUAUUUAUUUUGUAACUAACAAUGUGAUUCCUGAUGAAUUGGUGAACACUGUAAAUCUACAGCAGUUUGUGAUACAGGGUGUUUUAAAAGAUGAAACUAAAGUGAGUGUAGACUGCAAUAAAUGGUGCUUUUUCAGAUUGCUGAAAAAAAUACACUUCCUGGUGUUCAUUACAGUACUGUGUGACUUCCUUCCUUUUGUACAUACGUGUAUUUGAAUAAUAUCUCAAUAUGUAAUAAUCAGUCAAAAUCCUAAAACAAUUAAAUCCCAGAUACAUUGCAUGCAUGUU